AUGGCAUCCAGCCAAAAGCCUACGAUCCUCCAUAUCGGAGAUCCAAUCAAAUACAACCAUGAACUCUAUCAGAAACUUGAAGAGAAAUUCACUAUUAUCCGACCCUCCGCAGAAGAACGCGAGCGGGGUUUGUUUCUAGAUGCCCUUCGACAGAAAAAAUGGGGUGACUUUCAAGCCGUCAUGCGGCCGUUUUGGAUUACCGGUGGUGAAAUGGGACGCUGGGAUCGAGAGCUGAUUCCCCUUUUGCCCAAGUCAGUCAAGGUGUAUGCAUCGGCUGGAGCUGGCUACGACUGGGCCGAUGUUGAUGUUAUGGCCGAAGCAGGCAUUCUAUAUUGCAAUGGUGCGGCUGCAUCUUCUGAGGCAGUUGCUGAUAUGGCACUUUAUCAUAUAAUCUCUGUCUUUAGGAACAUGCAAUGGUCGAACAUGGCAGCUAGAGGAAGUGAGGAAGAGUUUAGAGAUGCUCAUGCCCAUACUCAGCUCACAGCAUAUAACCCCCGUGGUCAUAUACUGGGGAUGAUUGGUUUGGGCAACAUCGGGUAUCAGAUUGCCCUCAAGACUCACAAGGCACUGGGCAUGCGCAUCGCCUACCACGACCCUUUCCGAAAGUCACCAGAGCAAGAAGCCGCUAUAGAGGCAACGCACUAUGCAAACCUUGGAGACAUGUUAGCAAUCGCCGAUUGUGUCGUCAUUGCUGCUCCAGGCGCAGGGGGAAAGAAAAUUCUAGGACAAGCCGAGAUUGCCAAGAUGAAGGAGGGAUCCCGACUAGUCAAUAUCGCAAGGGGCAGCUUGGUGGAUGAAGAGGCUGUCGCUGAUGCCAUGGACUCUGGACAUUUGUUUGCGGUAGGGCUGGAUGUUUUUGAAGAUGAGCCAAGACCGAAUCCGAGAUUGCAAAAGAUGAGGAAUGCCACAUUGACGUGUCAUACGGCUGGUGGUGCGUUGGAUACUUCGAUUGGGUUUGAGAGGUUGGCUAUGGAAAAUGUUAUAGCUGUCCUUGAGGGAAGGGAGCCUUUUACCCCAGUAAACAAGCAACUAUUUAAGUAA
Messenger RNA from Fusarium pseudograminearum CS3096, 1041 nucleotides. RefSeq lists its product as uncharacterized. The coding region runs from base 1 to 1041 and encodes 346 amino acids. The transcript has a single exon. Lineage: Eukaryota; Fungi; Ascomycota; Sordariomycetes; Hypocreales; Nectriaceae. The record is from RefSeq and is a predicted model, not a curated record. Gene Ontology annotation, cellular component: cytosol. Gene Ontology annotation, molecular function: glyoxylate reductase (NADPH) activity; hydroxypyruvate reductase [NAD(P)H] activity; NAD binding.